Messenger RNA from Acanthamoeba castellanii str. Neff, 2460 nucleotides. Its product is annotated as MAP/microtubule affinityregulating kinase. Gene Ontology annotation, biological process: protein phosphorylation; intracellular signal transduction. Gene Ontology annotation, cellular component: cytoplasm. Gene Ontology annotation, molecular function: ATP binding; protein serine/threonine kinase activity. NCBI's taxonomy places the organism in Eukaryota, Discosea, Longamoebia, Acanthamoebidae. The record is from RefSeq and is a predicted model, not a curated record. The coding region runs from base 1 to 2460 and encodes 819 amino acids. The transcript has 5 exons.
AUGGAGACAAGUCACGGUCCCUCUAUGAAUGGAAGCGGCGUGAGGAAACUCGCCAGCCCUCGUCUAAAGGCACGCCCAGCAACCGCCCUCUCGCCUCGUUCGUCUCUACCUCAGCAUCGGCGCAUCCAAUGCAUCGGCCACUACGACCUCGACAAAACGAUUGGCCAAGGCCAGUUUGGUAAGGUCAAGCUGGCGACGCACGUGCUCACCGGCGAGCGGGUGGCUGUAAAAAUCAUUCUCAAGAGCAAGCUCGACGAGGACACCUUAAAGAAGGUUUACCGCGAGGUGCGCAUCAUGAAGUUACUCAACCACCCCAACAUCAUCCGUCUCUACGAAGUUAUCGAAACGGAAAAGGUGCUGUUCUUGGUCAUGGAGUACGCCAGCGGAGGGGAGGUGCUCGAUUUCAUCGUUGCGCACGGCCGCUUGCAAGAGCGCGAGGCGAGAAAGUUCUUCCAACAGAUCGUGUCCGCCGUGGACUACUGUCACAAGCACCACGUCAUUCACAGGGACAUCAAGUGCGAGAACCUCCUGCUGGAUGCCGACCUCAACAUCAAGAUCAUCGACUUCGGUCUUUCCAACUGCUUCACGCCCGGAUCGCUCAUGAAAACCUUUUGCGGAAGCCCCACCUACUGCGCCCCCGAGCUGAUCCAGCGAAGGGAGUACCAGGGACCCGAGAUCGACGUGUGGUCUCUAGGCGUGGUGCUCUUCGUGCUCGUCUGCGGCUAUCUGCCCUUCGACGCCAAAGACUUCCAGACCCUGUUCCGCAAGAUUCUCUCCGGCGCGUACAGCGUGCCCGAGUUCGUGUCGCCGGAGUGUCGCGAUCUGGUGCGUCGCAUGCUCGUCGGGGAUCCGGUUCAGCGAGCGACCCUGGAGGAAGUGCUGCGACACAGCUGGCUGCAGAUGGGCCACACGCCCGCGUCUUCGGAGGAGCUAGCCGACGCGGCCUUCGCCUUUUCCCUGUCCCACGAAGUCGACCCCGACGUGGUCGAGCAGAUGGAGUCGCUGGGCUUCCCCCGCGAGCAGGCCCUGGACUCCAUCGUCAACAAUCGCUACGAUAUCGCUGCCUCCACCUACUACCUCCUCGCAUCCCGUAAGUUCAAGUCGCGACCACCACCGGCCCCGCUGGGAGCGGCCGCACCCGUCGCCCCGCCUCAGCCACCGCAGCCCCAGCGACCAACGCGCGGAAUCCGCGGUCACAAGCGACACCACACCGUGGACGUGCCCAUCGCUGAGAUGGACAACCAGGCGCCCUCGGCUGCGCACCAGGAUCCCCUCCGCGACCCUGCGCCACAGAUGAACAAGUCUCGCCACCCGCCGCAAUCGGGCCAGCCUGCGGCUCCUCAUCAGCCAUCGGGCGUGCCGCAUCAACCGACCGCCCCCACACCGAUCAUUACGCUCACGCCCACGGGCCGCCCCGCCGACGAGCCGCAUGCUGGCGCGGCUGCCGGCGUUCGCGUACCGGAUCCGGCACUCGGGAACGGCAAUCCCGGCCUGCUGCCCUUCUGGCGACAGCGAGGGCACCACCGGUCGCGGUCGGUGGACACCACGUCCUCCGGGAUGCAGAGCCCUCCUCAGCACGACUACACCUCGCACAUCAUCAAGGAGGCUACGAUACUGAACUCGUCGCCGACCGGUUCGCGGAUAGCGCGCCGCUCGCCGCCGCUCAACAAGAACCAUUCCCCGCCCGGGCACUACUCGCCCGCCGCACCGCCGCACCCGCUCCCGCCCGACAUCGCGCGGGUCAAGGCCGCUGCGCGUCGCAAGUCGAUGCGCCCCAAGUCGGUCGGGCCGUGGAACCCCCCGGCAGAGGCCGCCACGAUCCCCGCGGCGUGCGAUGUGCCGCCGCCGCCACACGAAGAUCAGAGCCUUGAGGCGCAGCUCCGGGCAAGCGCGACGGUUCAGCUCCCGCCGCCGCCGCCCGCGCCCGAGCAGGGACCCUUCAAGCCUGGCCACCGACGCGCCCAGUCGUACGACAUCCGCGCCAUCAAAACGCAGGAGCCCCCGGCGGCAGGCGCUCCAUGGCACCCGGCGCAAGACGAGGAGGACCCGCUGAGCGACGACGACCCUAGCAAGAGAGGCGACCAGAGCAAGAAUGGAGGCACGCUCAACUCCCUCGUCAACUCGCUUAAGUCCGGCCUCGGUCUGCUACGUGGACGUGGCGAGAAGGAGAAGGAGAAGGAGCCCCGAUCGAUUCGCUUCGCUCUCAACGUGUCGACCACGUCGGCCAAGUCGGCCGAGGAGAUCAUGAAUGAGGUCAGCCGCGUCCUGGCGCUCAACAACACCACCUUCACCACGAGCUCCUACUGCGCCUACUGCACCUGCGACGACGUGCACUUCGAGGUCGAAGUGUGCAAGCUGCCCAUGCUCUCGAUGAACGGCAUCCGCUUCAACCGGAUAUCGGGAGACGCCUGGAACUACAAGCGUAUCGCCGCCAGGCUGAUCGAGCAGAUGGAGCUCUAA